Molecule: messenger RNA, 1298 nt
Organism: Camellia sinensis
Lineage: Eukaryota; Viridiplantae; Streptophyta; Magnoliopsida; Ericales; Theaceae
Product: putative F-box protein At2g36090
Molecular function (GO): protein binding
Source: RefSeq, a predicted model, not a curated record
UCAGACUACACCUAAAACAAUCUGUCUCAUCUCAUCUCAACCCACCACAAAUGUCUCCACCACAACCAACCGCCACCGCCGUGGAAGAAGGCGGCGCCACCACAUUCCCCGACAUCCACCAAGACAUCCUUUCAACCCAUAUCCUUGCCCGUCUCGACGGCCCUUCCCUCGCCUCCGCCAGCUCCACCUCCUCCCAACUCCACGCCCUCUCCUCCCACCACCACCUCUGGACCACCAUCUGCCACUCCACCUUCCCCUCCACCACCACCUCUCCCCGCCUUCUCCACCUCCUCUCCUCCUUCCCCGGAGGCCCCCGCUCCUUCUUCUCCCUCUCCUUCCCCCUCCUCCUCCCCAACUUCUCCCCCACAACCACAUCUCCUCCGCCGGCGGAGCUAAUCUCCGCCGUCGACAUCCACUACAAAAACAACCUCAUCUUCACCAAAGUCCAAGAAACCGAAACAACAACUUCAUGGUUCAUGUGCUCUCCGUUCCGAAUCGACCUCUUGGACACCAAAGACGUAAUCUCCACCACCAUCCGCCACCGGGAUGACGACGGCGCGUGGACUUCACUCUCCGACGAGGUGACUCUGAGUUGGGUUUUAAUCGACCCGGUGGGAAAUCAGGCCGCGAAUCUCUCCACCCAUAAAGCCGUUUCCGUACAGCGCCACUGGCUGAGCGGCGAGGUCCAGGUCCGGUUCGGGUCGGUGCUCGCCGGCGGGAACCGGAGGGGACCUACAUCGGAACUGGUACAUUGCGGGAUAGUGGUGACGUGCGGUGAGUCGGAAGGUGGGGAAUUGCAGGUGAGGGAGGUGAGCUUGCAGGUGGAGGACAUGGAUGGAAUGCAUUUGACAGGGAAGGACAGUUUGGUAAUUUUGCACAGGGCAUUGGAGGGGAAAAGGGGGAAUAUGAGGAGGGAGGAAGAAGGGAGGAGGAGGUACAGAGAGUAUAUGGAGAUGAAGAGAGAGAGAAGAGAGAGAAAGUUGAAGACUGAAUGGACCUUGGAUAUGUUGUGUGUGGCCUUUGGGGUCACCAUUUUUUCUGCCUUUUGGUUGUUCUUACUCUGGACCUGAUAUUUUAUUUUAUUUUUUAUUUUUUUUUUGUGAGAAAGAGAAAGAGGGGGAAAAGAGGGGUUUUUAAUUAUUUGUUUUCAAUUUUUGCAUAGUAAAUUUACCAACAACAGGAAACAAAAACAAUUGACACUGUUUGGUGUGCAUUUUAUGAAAAGGUGUAUAGUGUUUUUUAUUUUAAAAAUGUAUUAAAUUAUUUGGUGAACUUUUUGUUUACAGUUUUAUUUUAAA